GAACGUAGAGGGCUAGCGGGAUAACAUGGCAGAUUCACUGUGAGUCGUCUCGGGCAGAAAAACACCAAUUUCGUGCUGUUUUAUGUGCUAACUUGGUAUGACUAUACUAGAGAACAGCCUAAAGUUCAUUUUGUGAAAUUAUGGUGGUGAUAAAGCAGAGAGCAUGGAUGUAAAUAUUAAGCAAGAUACUGAUGGCUGGGAAGAUCUCUCGGAUACAGGAGGAGAAGGAAACGGUGCUGAUCUGACAUGUAAACAAGAACAAGGUCAAACCAUCAUCUUCAGAUCAGAAGAAGGUAGAGUCAUAAUGGACAAGGAAACAGACCAAGACAAUUAUUUUGUACAAGGUCAGACUAUUACAAUCAAACGUGAGGUAGAUGAAGACAUGACCAACCCUGAUACAGCUCAAGACCAAUGGACCACACAAGGUUCAACCUUCACCAUCAAACAGCAAGUAGAUGAAGACAUGACCAACCCUGAUACAGCUCAAGACCAAUGGAAUACACAAGAUAACGAUCUUUUGGAUGGAGUAGACAUGAAACAAUCAUCCAUUACAGAAUGCAGUGAAGAUGAGUCCCAUCAUGGUUUACAAUACAAUAAGACGUUUACAGAUGAGAACUCUUUAGUUCUACAUCAUAAAACUCACUCUAGGGAAGUUGAGUUUGCUAGUCAUCCUUGGACAGAGUUCGGAGACAGAUGCUUCAAGUGCCCCCAUUGUCAUAAGAAUUUUGAAUGUAGGGAUACUCUUAUGACCCAUGUGAGCACACACACUGGAGAAGAGACUUAUUGGUCUUGUAAGAAAGGAUAUUUACAAAAGAACAUUUUUACUGAUCAUAUUAGAACCAAAACCGAAGAAAAAACCCAUAAUUGCUCUUAUUGUGCUAAGAGAUUUUCUAACAGGAGUCAUCUUUCCUGUCAUAUAAGAACACACACAGGAGAGAAACCUUAUCAUUGCUCACAUUGUGGGAAGGGAUUUUCUCAAAAGAGUGAACUUACUCGGCAUAUAAGAACACACACAGGAGAAAAACCUUAUCAGUGCUCUCAUUGUGAGAAGAGAUUUUCUCAAAAGAGCAAUCUUACCUGUCAUAUAAGAACACACACAGGAGAAAAACCUUUUCAUUGCUCUCAUUGUGAGAAGAGAUUUACUGACAAGUCCACUCUUACAAGUCAUAUAAGAAAACAUACUGGAGAAAAAUCUCUUCAUUGCUCUCAUUGUGAAAAGAGAUUUACUCACAAGACUGCUCUUACAAAUCAUAUUAGAACACACACAGGAGAAAAACCCUAUAUUUGCUCUCAUUGUGAAAAGAGAUUUACUCACAAGUCCUCUCUUACAAGUCAUUUAAGAACACACACCGGAGAAAAACCCCAUAUUUGCCCUCAUUGUGAGAGGAGAUUUUCUUACAAGUCCUCUCUUACAAUUCAUAUCAGAACACACACCAGAGAAAAAUGCUAUAUUUGUUCUCAAUGUGGUCAGAGAUUUUCUCAAGAGAGUCAGCUUAUCCGUCAUAUAAGAACACACGAAGGAGAAAAAUCUUAUCGUUGCUCUCAUUGUGACAAGAGAUUUUCUAAUCAGGUCAGUCUUACAUAUCAUAUCAGGACACAUACAGGAGAAAAACCUUAUAUUUGCUCUCAUUGUCAGAAGGGAUUUGUUACAAAGAGUAAUCUUACCACUCAUAUAAGAACACACACAGGAGAAAAACCUUAUCAGUGCUCUCAUUGUGAGAAGAGAUUUUCUCAAAAGAGUAAUCUUUACUGUCAUAUAAGAAGACACACAGGAGAAAAACGUUUUCAUUGCUCUCAUUGUGAGAAGAGAUUUACUGACAUGUCCACUCUUAGAAGUCAUAUAAGAACACAUACUGGAGAAAAAUCUCUUCAUUGCUCUCAUUGUGAAAAGAGAUUUACUCACAAGACUGCUCUUACAAAUCAUAUUAGAACACACACAGGAGAAAAACCCUAUAUUUGCUCUCAUUGUGAAAAGAGAUUUACUCACAAGUCCUCUCUUACAAGUCAUAUAAGAACACACACAGGAGAAAAACCUUAUCGUUGCUCUCAUUGUGACGAGAGAUUUUCUAAUCAGGUCAGUCUUACAUAUCAUAUCAGGACACACACAGGAGAAAAACCCUAUAUUUGCUCUCUUUGUGAAAAGAGGUUUUCUACAAAAAGCAGUCUUACCUGUCAUAUUAGAACACACACAGGAGAAAAACCUUAUCAGUGCUCUCAUUGUGAGAAGAGAUUUUCUCAAAAGAGCGAUCUUACCUGUCAUAUAAGAACACACACAGGAGAAAAACCUUAUCAAUGCUCUCAUUGUGAGAAGAGAUUUACUGACAAGUCCACUCUUAGAAUUCAUGUAAGAAAACAUACUGGAGAAAAACCUCUUCAUUGCUCUCAUUGUGAAAAGAGAUUUACCCACAAGACCGGUCUUACAAUUCAUAUGAGAACACACACAGGAGAAAAACCCUAUAUUUGCUCUCUUUGUGAGAAGAGAUUUUCUUCCAAUUCCUCUCUUACAAGUCAUUUAAGAACACACACUGGAGAAAAACCCUAUAUUUGUCCUCAUUGUGAGAGGAGAUUUUCUAAAAAGUUCUCUCUUAAAAUUCAUAUCAGAACACACACCGGAGAAAAAUGCUAUAUUUGUUCUCAAUGUGGUCAGAGAUUUUCUCAUGAGAGUCGGCUUAUCCGUCAUAUAAGAACACACACAGGAGAAAAACCUUAUCGUUGCUCUCAUUGUGACAAGAGAUUUUCUAAUCAGGCCAGUCUUACAUAUCAUAUUAGAACACAUACUGGAGAAAAACCCUAUAUUUGCUCUCAUUGUCAGAAGGGAUUUGUUUCAAAGAGUGAUCUUACCACUCAUAUACGAACACACACAGGAGAAAAACCCUAUAUUUGCUCUCUUUGUGAAAAGAGGUUUUCUACAAAAAGCAGUCUUACCUGUCAUAUUAGAACACAUACUGGAGAAAAACCCUAUCUUUGCUCUUUAUGUGGGAAAGGAUUUUCUCAAAAGAGUAAUCUUUACUGUCAUAUAAGAAAACACACAGGAGAAAAACUUUAGCAAUGCUCUCAUUGUGAGAAGAGAUUUACUGACAAGUCCACUCUUAGAAGUCAUAUGAGAAGAAACCACACUGGAGAAAAAACCUCUUCAUUGCUUUCAUUGUGAAAAGAGAUUUACUCACAAGACUGUUCUUACAAAUCAUAUUAGAACCCAUAUUGGAGAAAAACCGUAUAUUUGCUCCCACUGUGAAAAGGGAUUUGUUAAAAAAAAAUUAAAAUCCAUAACUUACCUGUCAUAUUAGAACACGUACGGGAGAAAAACCCUAUAUUUACUCUCAUUGUGCGAAGGGAUUUCCUCACAAGUCCACUCUUAGAAGUCACAUAAGAAGAAAACACACUGGAGGAAAAAACCUUAUCAUUGCUCUCAUUGUGAGAAGAGAAUUACUGAAAAGUCCAUUCUUACAAAUGUUAGAACACACAUAGGAGAAAACCCUGUAUCUGCUCUCAUUGUGAGAAGAGAUCUUAUCCAUCAUAAGAACACACACAGGAGAAAACCCUGUAUCUGCUCUCAUUGUGA
This is a messenger RNA of Lytechinus variegatus (green sea urchin), 3562 nucleotides long. RefSeq names its product zinc finger protein 271-like. Bases 164 to 3046 code for a protein of 960 amino acids. NCBI's taxonomy places the organism in Eukaryota, Metazoa, Echinodermata, Echinoidea, Temnopleuroida, Toxopneustidae. The record is from RefSeq and is a predicted model, not a curated record. Gene Ontology annotation, molecular function: RNA polymerase II cis-regulatory region sequence-specific DNA binding; DNA-binding transcription factor activity, RNA polymerase II-specific. The transcript has 6 exons. Gene Ontology annotation, biological process: regulation of transcription by RNA polymerase II.